UGGAAUUGGGACGGGAGCAGAGAUUGGUCUCAGAAAAAUCAAAGACGAAGAGCAGCCUCCUUCUCUCUCCUUAGACUCCAAAAUUAGGGUUUGGUUUUUCCACUUUGUCUUUUCUUUUUUAGGAGUUUUCUCCACUAGACCUUCAUUUCUAUAAAUUUGUACAUACUGUAGCUGAGUUUCUCUUCACUUUUCACUUUUCUUACCACCUAAUUAAAUUCUUUUCCCCUUUCUGGUGGGGAGUUUGUAUCAUAUGUGUGUGGCUUAGAAACUCAGAACGAAAAUUCGUGGGUCUCUGAGAAAUACUGUUGAGUCUUUUUGCUGGAGUUGCUAGAUUUUUUUUAAGGAAAAAAAAAGAAGGAAAAAUUGGGUCUUGAAAGAUAUUCUGUUUAGAUAUAUUUAUUGCUAAAAAUUUAUUCGGGUAUUCGGGGAAUUCGUUAUUGAUUGUGAUUAUUUCUGGGUUUUAAGAGAAAUUUGUGGUGGGUUUUUGGAAUUGACCUAAGGGUUGUGUGUGCGGAUCUGAGGCUUUAAUUUUUAGAAGGGAAAUCGAAGAAGGCCAUGUCGGUCCCGACAAUAGCACUUUACGCGAGUCCGCCGAGCAGUGUGUGCUCGACGACGCAUACGUGCCAGAUCAAUGGGCAUAUCACUCAUGAUUUCGAGUUAAGCUCACGAUCUUCUACGUCUGCGUCAACUGCAUCUACAUCUCAGAAGCCGGUCGUUGGCGGGCUUUCGUGUAUGUUUUCCUCUCACUCGCUGAAGCAUGCUUCGUCAUCGUCGAGUUUCUCGAGCGGGGGAGAAGAAUUGGGUUCCCUAUGGCAUGAUAGAAGCGAAGAAUUGAGUAGCUCUUUUCGCUAUUCCUCGAGUAAAAUUAAUGGGAUUUCUUUGAGUAAUGAUCAGAGUCCGGUAUCGGUGUUUCAUGGCCCGAUUUCGUAUAACGGUAGUGGGGUUACGGGAUCCGCAAGGAGCCCUCCGAUGAGGAUUUCCCGCGAAAAGAGUAGUAAUGGGGAAACGAAUUCUCACAAUUCAUUUGGCCUUUCUAACGGGUUUGUAAGGGGAGCCCUGGGAUCGUCGUGUGUAGAUUAUGAUUCUAGGAGUAUCGGAAUCGGAGGGGAUGAUUUGGAUGUGGGUUCAUCAGCUGCACUUUUGGAUGAAUUAACAUUCAAUAUAGAGGAUGGAUUUUCGGAAAGCAAUUCUGAGCCUUAUGCCAAAGAUUUGCUUCUGGAUGCACAGUUGAGGCACAAGAUAUUCCAUGAUGAAUUUAUUGUGAAGGCCUUUUACGAGGUUGAAAAAGCGCAUAAAGGGCAGAUGCGAGCAAGUGGUCAUCCAUAUUUGCAGCAUUGUGUGGAAACGGCGGUGUUGCUGGCAUUGAUUGGUGCCAAUUCCACAGUCGUUGCUGCAGGGCUUUUACAUGAUACGCUUGAUGAUUCUUCUAUGACUUAUGGUGAUAUUCGCAUAGCAUUUGGAUCAGGGGUUGCUGAUUUAGUUGGAGGAGUAUCUAAGCUAAGUCAAUUGAGUAAGCUUGCGCGUGAUAACAAUACAGCAAGUAAAAAAGUAGAAGCAGAUCGAUUACAUACUAUGUUUCUUGCCAUGGAAGAUGCGAGAGCUGUCCUCAUUAAAUUGGCAGAUCGAUUACAUAAUAUGAUGACAUUGGAUGCACUACCCUAUGAGAAGCAGCAGAGAUUUGCAAAGGAAACCUUGGAGAUUUUUGUUCCAUUGGCGAAUCGUUUAGGAAUCUCUACUUGGAAGGAGCAGCUUGAAAACUUAUGCUUCAAGCACCUCAACCCUGAUCAGCACGAAGAGCUAUCCUCUAAGCUUCUCGAGUCUUUUGACGAGACAAUGAUUAUUUCUGCCACAAAGAAAUUAGAGAAAUCUCUCAAGGAUAAUUCCAUUUCUUACCAUUAUAUCUCUGGGAGGCAUAAGAGCUUGUAUAGCAUCUACGCCAAAAUGUUGAAGAAGAAGCUUAACAUGGAUGAGAUUCAUGAUAUUCAUGGGCUGCGUUUGAUUGUUGAAAAAGAGGAAGAUUGUUACAAGGCAUUGGAAGUUGUUCACAGACUAUGGUCUGAGGUGCCUAAAAAGUUCAAAGACUACAUAAUUCACCCCAAGUUCAAUGGGUACCGAUCUCUUCACACGGUGGUUAUGGGUGAAGGAACGGUUCCACUUGAAGUCCAAAUACGAACUAAAGAGAUGCAUUUGCAAGCGGAGUUUGGAUUUGCAGCUCAUUGGAGAUACAAGGAAGGUGACUGUAAGCACUCUUCUUUUGUGCUUCAGAUGGUCGAGUGGGCUCGAUGGGUUGUUACUUGGCAGUGUGAGGCAAUGAGCAAAGACUCCUCAUGCAUUGAUUAUUCCGAUUCAGUCAAGCCACCAUGCACGUUCCCUUCUCAUAAUGAGGAUUGCCCAUUUUUUUACAAACCUCACUGUGGGUCAGAUGGUCUGGUUUUUGUUAUCAUAAUCGAGAAUGAGAAGAUGUCAGUUCAGGAAGUUCCAGCAAACUCAACAAUUAUGAAUCUUUUGGAAACAUCUGGGCGGGGAAGCUUGAGAUGGUCUCCAUAUGGGUUCCCAUUGAAGGAAGAACUGAGGCCAAGGCUGAACCAUAAGCCUGUUAGUGAUCCAAUGUGCAAGCUGAAUAUGGGAGAUGUGGUAGAGCUGACUCCAGCUAUACCUCACAAGUCUCUGACCGAGUACAGAGAAGAGAUCCAACGGAUGUACGACCGCGGCUUGACGGUAUCAAGUACAGGGCCAUCUUCCACUGCCUGUAAAAGUUGACCUUGUGUUCUAUUCCCCAAUAUCCAAGUAUAUUAUAUUUAGCAUCAUUUGUUAUUCAUGUACAUAAAUGAACCCAAAAAAAAAAAAAUGUAAAAAACAAAAAUUGUAAAAGAAAAAAAAUAUAUAGUUACCCUGGUCUGUUAUUUAAUAGCUAACUGUAUCAAAGAUGACACCGAAAUGUUUAUUCUUGAUCUCCUACUGGGAGUGCGGCAUCACUUAAAUUUCUUCGAUUCUAAUGAAAUUGGGGUCGCCGCGUGCAACUUGUUGUUUA
Molecule: messenger RNA, 3031 nt
Organism: Humulus lupulus (European hop)
Lineage: Eukaryota; Viridiplantae; Streptophyta; Magnoliopsida; Rosales; Cannabaceae
Product: probable GTP diphosphokinase RSH3, chloroplastic
Exons: 6
Coding region: 556-2760 (734 amino acids)
Biological process (GO): guanosine tetraphosphate metabolic process
Cellular component (GO): chloroplast
Source: RefSeq, a predicted model, not a curated record